Entrophospora sp. SA101 is the source of this 2430-nucleotide messenger RNA. NCBI's taxonomy places the organism in Eukaryota, Fungi, Glomeromycota, Glomeromycetes, Entrophosporales, Entrophosporaceae. The record is from the annotation of a GenBank genome assembly.
AUGCGGAACUUACCAAUACCUUCAUUGUUGAUUGAAGUAUUAUUUAAUCCAGAGAAAUUAAAAGAACUAGUGUCAAAAGAUCCAACCGAUUCUUUAAUUGAAAAAAUUGUACAGGAAUCACUUGAUUAUCAUACUCCAUAUUCCUCUUACAACAACAAUAGCAGUAAUCUUCACUACAAUACUAGUAAUAGUAAUAAUCAUCAAUAUCAACAUUCUAAUCAACCGCACUAUUAUAAUAAUCCAUAUCAACAACAACAACAACAACAACCAUAUAUAAAACCUCCUCCUGUAAACCUCUACUCACAAGCAUCAAGACAACAAAGAUUAUUGAUCCCUGGUGUUCCACCAAUGGGAAUUGAUCCAAUUAUCAUCGCUAAGGAACAUAAUUGGGAAUCAUUAAAUGAAUAUAAAAAAGCAGAGAUUGAACUUCGACAAUUAAAAUUACGAAAUUUUCAGAAAAAAGUUCGUCAAGACAUUCUCAAAUAUAAAAAUCAAGUCACUCUACUAGCAUCAUCAACAAAUCGUUCCAUUUACAAGAAAUUAAAAAAAAAAUCCAUGCGCGACUUAAAAUUAACUGAGAGACUAGAAAGGCAGCAACGUGAAGAUUAUCAAAAACAUCAAAAACAAAAACAUUACAGUUUCUUAAACAGAGUUUGUAAUCAUAGUCGCGAAGUAAUACAAUGGCAUCGUGCAAAUCAAUCUAAAAAAUUGAAAUUUGGUCGAGCUGUUCUAAAUUAUCAUGCUCAGAUCGAGAAAGAAGAGUUGAAAAAGAAUGAUCGUUUAUCAAAAGAACGUUUGAAAGCUUUGAAAAAUGACGACGAGGAGGCUUACUUGAAGCUUAUAGACAAAGCAAAGGAUACUAGAAUCGCUCAUCUACUGGAACAAACUAAUGCAUAUCUUGACUCUUUGGCACAUGCUGUUGUUGCACAACAACAUGAUGAGGUGCAUGAUAAUCCUUCUGUUAGAGGUGGGAUUGAACUGAUGGACAAAGAUGAUGACACAUUUGCAAUUAUGAAUGGUAAAAAAAUUGAUUAUUAUCAAGUUGCUCAUAGAAUUAAAGAAGAAACUAUCUCAUUAAUAACUUAUCUUAUAGAAAAGAAGAAUCAAAAUGGACCAUUUUUGAUUGUAGUUCCAUUAUCCACAUUAACAAAUUGGACAAUUGAAUUCGAAAAAUGGGCACCGUCGGUCAUAAAAUGUGUUUACAAGGGUACACCAUCUGCCCGUAAAGAACUACAAAAAGAAUACGUCAAGCAUAUAAAUUUCCAGGUCUUACUUACCACUUAUGAAUAUAUAAUUAAGGACAAGUCAGUUCUAGGGAAAGUGAAAUGGGUUUAUGUGAUUGUUGAUGAAGGUCAUCGUAUGAAAAAUGUCAAUUCUAAAUUGUCAAUGAUCUUGACCAAUAAUUAUCAAUGCCGUUAUCGAUUGAUUCUUACUGGAACACCGUUGCAAAAUAAUUUACCAGAGUUGUGGUCGCUGUUGAAUUUCAUAUUACCAAAAAUAUUUGAUUCUGUUAAAAGUUUUGAUGAAUGGUUCAACACUCCAUUUGCAAACACUGGCGGUCAGGACAAAAUAGCUUUGAACGAAGAAGAAUCGCUGCUUAUUAUUAGACGUCUACACAAGGUAUUGAGACCUUUCCUUUUACGAAGGUUGAAAAAAGACGUAGAAUCAGAAUUGCCUGAUAAAGUAGAAAGAGUGGUUAAGUGUAAAUUGUCCGCUUUACAAAUUAAAUUGUAUAUUCAAAUGAAAAAGCAAGGCGUUUUAUUUGUAAAUACUGGCGAAAUGGGAAAAACUGGUAUAAAGGGACUUAACAAUACCAUAAUGCAAUUAAGAAAAAUAUGUAAUCACCCAUUUGUUUUUGAUAAAGUGGAGAAAGAUUUAAAUCCACAAUAUCCAAUUUACAAUAAUGAUCUUUUAUAUCGUGUUUCUGGCAAAUUUGAAUUACUCAUAUCACAAAAAUCUAUCGAGGAAAGUAUAUUGGCCAGAGCACAGUAUAAACUUGAUAUUGAUGAUAAGGUUAUACAGGCUGGUAAAUUUGACAAUAAGAGUACUGCCGAGGAACGUGAAGCUCUAUUACAAAUGUUGUUUAAACAGAUGGAUAUUGAAAGGAAUCAAAAAGAGGAAGAGGAAUGGCGAAAGAAGGGCGGAAAGGGCACCAAACCUGAAAGAUUGAUUCAGGAAAGUGAGUUGCCACCGAUAUACUUGAAAGAUUAUGAAAGUAUUAUGAGAGAUGAAGAAGAGACAACCACUUUGCUUGGUCGUGGUAAAAGAGCUAGAAUUGACGUUAGAUAUGAUGAUGGUUUGACAGAGAAACAAUGGAUGAAUUCACUUGAGGAUGAUGAAAUAGAUGAAAUGAAGAGACUUGAAACAAAAAGACGCCGUAAAGAAAAAAAGAGUCAUGAAAAAUCAUUAGAACAAGAACAAGACCAAUAA